Molecule: messenger RNA, 918 nt
Organism: Osmerus eperlanus (European smelt)
Lineage: Eukaryota; Metazoa; Chordata; Actinopteri; Osmeriformes; Osmeridae
Exons: 2
Coding region: 7-918 (303 amino acids)
Biological process (GO): DNA integration
Molecular function (GO): nucleic acid binding
Source: RefSeq, a predicted model, not a curated record
AGAGCGAUGCUGACUUAUAUUGACCCAGCGGCUGCUGCGCGAAGAUGGAGUGCUACCGUGGCAAGAAGAACAUACCAUGUGCCAUAUCCCAACAGUCUGUGGCAUAUGGAUGGAAACAUGCGUCUCAUCAGGUGGGGCUUAGUUGUUCAUGGAGCCAUAGAUGGAUACUCACGCCUAGUAACAUACCUAAACUGUAAUACAAACAACAAAGCUGUCACUGUACUUACACAGUUCUUGAAGGCAACAUGCCUGUAUGGACUCCCAUCCAGAGUUCGCUCUGAUCAUGGUGGGGAGAACACACAAGUAGCAUUGUUCAUGAAUAUUGUCCAGGGUGUAGAGCGCAGUAGUCACAUAACAGGGGAAUCUGUUCACAACCAGAGGAUAGAGCGCCUCUGGAGAGACGUGUUCCUGCAAGUUCUACACUACUUCUACAAUGAAUUCUACAGCCUAGAGGAUGCUGCCAUACUAGAUCCAGAAAAUGACAUCCACAAGUUAUCACUACACCUGACCUAUCUACCAGAAAUUCAACGUAGGUUGAACAUGUUUAGAGAGGCAUGGAAUCAGCACAGUCUAAGGACAGAAAACAACCGAACACCCUCACAGAUCUGGACAGAGGGCAUGCUGACCAACAUAGAGGCAGACAGCACUCCCAUCAACAACGUAUUUGGUGAUGACCCAUAUAGGGAGGACAGUUUAGAGGCCCUUCUAGCACAACAUGGCAUCAACAACUUUCGAACUGACAUAGAAGAACAGUUCCCAGCUGUAGUUGUCCAACAACUCAAUGUAAAUCUUAACCACCAACAACAGCAAGACAUUUUGAGGGCUAUAGAGGGAAUUGUGGACUUGAAAGUGAAAUAUCAAACAUGCUGCACUGAAAUUUCUAAUAAGUUGAAUGAGCCAGCCAGGGGACUGCCUUGA